Molecule: messenger RNA, 1653 nt
Organism: Camellia sinensis
Lineage: Eukaryota; Viridiplantae; Streptophyta; Magnoliopsida; Ericales; Theaceae
Source: RefSeq, a predicted model, not a curated record
AUGGACAAGAGUUGGAUGUUACUUAAGAAUAGGAUGAGUUCCCAGUAUCGAGAUGGGGUGAAGGCUUUUGUUCAAUUUGCAAUGAUGAAUGUAGAGCCAAAUGAUAAGAUUCGUUGCCCAUGUAUGGACUGUUUGAAUUGUGAACGACAUACUUGUAAAAUUGUGGAGUAUCAUUUAGUUGUGAAAGGGAUGUCCCCUUCUUAUAAGACUUGGGUGCAUCACGGGGAAUCUGUUCCCAUGAAUCAAUCUCAUGCAUUGAAUAAUGACAACCACAAUGACUUUGGAAGUGUUGGGGAUAGAAUGGAAGCAGAGACAGGCGAAGAUCAAGAUGAAAUCCUAAAUUUGUUAGAAGAUGUUUACAUGGGGACUACCAUAAAUGAUGAUGAAAAUGAAGAGGAUGAGGAGGAAGGUGACAAUGACAAUGACAAUGACGAUGAUGUGGCUAACAAUGUUGAAAAAGAGGGCGUGCCCAACUUUAACAAAUUGUUGAAUGAUGCUCAAAGAGAGUUGUACCCUGGGUGUCGUAAGUUUUCUCUUUUAUCAUUUGUUAUUAAGAUGCUUCAUGUGAAGGUGUUGAACAAGUGGAGCAAUAAGUCUUUCAACAUGUUGUUGGGGAUAUUAAAGGACCAUCUACCGGUAAGUGAUCAAGUGAUUCCAUGGACCCUUUAUGAAGCCAAAAAAUUCUUACGUGCCUUAGGCUUAGGAUAUGUGUCGAUUCAUGCAUGCAAGUAUGAUUGUGCACUUUUCUGGAAAGAGAAUGCAAAUUUAGAGAAUUGUCCGAUUUGUCAAGAGUCUAGAUACAAGUCGAAUUAUGGAAAAGGUAAAAAAGUUCCUCACAAGACCUUAAGAUACUUCCCGUUGACAUCAAGGUUGCAGAGAUUAUAUAUGUCGAGAAAAACAGCAAUAGAUAUGAGAUGGCAUAAAGAGAAACGAGUAGAUGAUGGGAUAUUGAGACACCCGGCUGAUGGUGAGGCAUGGAAGGAUUUUGAUAGGCAACAUCCUUUGUUUUCCCAAGAGAGUCGAAAUGUGAGGUUAGGGUUGGCCACUAAUGGUUUCAAUCAUUUUAGAAACAUGAGCAACUCAUGUAGUAUGUGGCCUGUGAUUGUUAUGCCUUACAACUUGCCUCCUUGGAAAUGUAUGAAACAAGCAUUUAGUAUGCUGUCAUUGCUUAUCCCUGGACCACAAGCACCAGGGAGAGAUAUCGAUGUUUACAUGCGACCAUUAAUUGAUGAGUUGAAGGAGUUGUGGGAAGAUGGUGUGCUUACUUAUGAUGCCUCAACUGAAUUAAGUUUUCAAAUGCAUGCAGCUGUUAUGUGGACAAUUAAUGACUUUCCUGCAUAUGGAAACUUGUCAGGAUGGAGUACGAAAGGGUAUUUGGCUUGUCCCACCUGUAACAAAAAUGCUUCCUCACAACGGUUGAGAGAUAGGAAGAACAAAGACACAGAAAAAGCACGCAUGGAUUUGGAAGAUAUGAAAAUAAGGAAGGAGUUGCACUUAAAAAGGCGUACCGAUGGAUCUUUUGAAAAGCCCCCAGCAUUGUACACUUUGUCCUCAGAUGAAAGAUAUGGUUUUUGUGAGUUUUUAAAGUCAAUUAAGUAUCCUGAUGGUUAUGCAGCAAACAUCUCAAGGUUAUUGGCUAAUGCAAAGAGAUAA